This is a messenger RNA of Rhodamnia argentea, 1507 nucleotides long. Its product is annotated as peroxidase 11-like. The record is from RefSeq and is a predicted model, not a curated record. Gene Ontology annotation, biological process: response to oxidative stress; hydrogen peroxide catabolic process. Lineage: Eukaryota; Viridiplantae; Streptophyta; Magnoliopsida; Myrtales; Myrtaceae. The transcript has 4 exons. Gene Ontology annotation, molecular function: heme binding; peroxidase activity. The coding region runs from base 72 to 1109 and encodes 345 amino acids.
AGAGUCCCACCCAUCUUCCUCCACUCCCUCCCCUAAGGUCUCCACCUUGAAGCGCUAGGCCACUACAGACGAUGGCGACUUCAUCACCUCGUUCGAUGCCCCGAUUUUCCCAAUUCGUGGCUCUCUUUCUCUUGUUUGGAUUCGCCAUAACAUCUCGCGCCGGCGACCCUCCGUUGACGCUGGAUUACUACAAGUCGUCGUGUCCGUCGGUGCUCGAGAUCGUGAGGAAGGAGAUGGAAUGCGCCGUGCUCUCCAAUCCUCGCAACGCCGCGUUGAUCAUUCGGUUGCAUUUCCACGACUGCUUCGUUCAGGGAUGCGACGGGUCGGUUUUGCUGGACGACACUAUCACCCUCCAAGGAGAGAAGAAAGCUCCCACCAACAUAAAUUCUCUAGGAGGGUUCAGGAUCAUCGACCGCAUCAAGACCAUGCUCGAAUCCGAGUGCCCCGGAGUCGUCUCCUGCGCCGACAUACUCACUGUUGCUGCGAGAGAUGCCACGCUUCUGGUUGGUGGACCUUACUGGGACGUUCCCUUGGGAAGAAAGGACUCGAGGACGGCGAGCUACGAGCUUGCCGCCGCCAACCUCCCGACAGCUGAUGAGAGCCUUCCGUCCAUCAUCUCCAAGUUCCUCUACCAAGGCCUCUCCGUCACCGACACGGUCGCUCUCGCCGGGGCUCACACGGUCGGGAUGGCACGGUGCGCGAAUUUCCGGGCUAGGAUUUACGGGGACUUUGAAGCGACAUCCGGGAAAAGCCCGGCCUCGGAGGCGAACCUCGGCCACUUGAGGUCGAUCUGCCCGUCGAUAGGGGGAGGGGAUAACAACAUCGCGCCCAUGGAUCGCGUGACCCCCGACCUAUUCGACAACUCCGUCUACCAGCUGCUCCAACAGGGGGAGGGCCUGCUCAGCUCGGACCAGGAGAUGUACUCGAGCAUCCUGGCGCUGCAGACGAGGGGGAUCGUGAAGAAGUACGCGGCCGACCAGAUCGCCUUCUUCGAGCAGUUCUCGGAGUCGAUGGUGAGGAUGGGGAACAUCACGAACCCGGAAAGCUCCGUCAAUGGCGAAGUGCGGAAGAACUGCAGGUUCAUCAAUACAUGGGCUCCAGAGAUCUGAGGAAUCGACUUUCAUGCAACAGCGAAAUGGAAAGCAACUUGCGUCGAUGUAUAAUUCACGGGAAAAAUCACAACUUUUCUUGGAUUUCGUUUCUUCUUCUCUUUUGGGUUUUGCGAUUUGAUUCUCGAAAAGUUGGUCUAGUGUCGCUCGACCGUUCCACAUCGAAAUUAGAGGGAAUGGUCCAUGGCUAAGAGCAUAUUUGGAUGUGGGGUUGCCGAAGAAAAAGGUCGUGAGUUUGUUGACUGAGGUUGUUCGUGAAUCAUUUCGUGGAGGAAUAUCAUUGCUCGGUCGGUGAUUUGGUUGGUAGACGACCCGGUUGUCCAAAUCAGAUGACUCCCACGGGAAAGUGUCCGGAAAUUUCGUUGACAAGAUUAAUUGUCGUUAACGGUUGUUGUUGU